Aspergillus glaucus CBS 516.65 is the source of this 1306-nucleotide messenger RNA. RefSeq lists its product as uncharacterized. The transcript has 3 exons. NCBI's taxonomy places the organism in Eukaryota, Fungi, Ascomycota, Eurotiomycetes, Eurotiales, Aspergillaceae. The record is from RefSeq and is a predicted model, not a curated record. Bases 167 to 913 code for a protein of 248 amino acids.
GGAUACCACCACAGUUGUACCCCGGGGAGCCACCCAUGCUGGCAGCAUAAAUAACAUGCUUUUGCCACCUCCUGUGGGCAUGACGACCACCACUGGGCUCUGACCUUGCUGAAUCGCUUGGAUUGCAGCUCCUUGGACGCCCUGAAACCGUGCGGAUUCAUUCCCCAUGAGCUGUUGUAAUUGGGACUCCAUUGGGGUCUGCUGUAACAACCACUGUCGCUCUGUACGGCCCUGCUCGGCCUCGAUUUCCCAUGGGGAUCGCUUGGCCUGGCCCAAUGCACUUUCAGCACCGCCAUCAUCACUGGACACAAACCCUAAAAACUUGUGCCAAUCAGUGCUACUCAGCCGGAACAUCUCACGUCGGUGGGCUGUGGUGCCAGGCUGCUCCAUGAUCCCCCGGCCAUAUACCAUGCCGGCCACAUGGGAUGAAUGUGCGGCUUGUAAAUCAGCAAUAUGUCCCAUCCAUUCCUCAGCACCCAUACCGCUUUCGGCAUCAGCAUCAUCCUGUGGGUUGGGGCAGUCAUUGUGCAUGUUGUUGGGAAAUACACUGGAUGGCCGCAUAUAUCGACGGCUGAUGCCAAUGGCGAUAUCGCGGUAUGCAGGCAAGUUCAAUGCCUGGCCUUGGAGCCCAGCGGUGGUCUCCCGUUUCAAAAGCUCUCGGAGCCGCUCUGAUGACCACUCCCGGUUGGUGCUGGGGUCUGGGGGCCAUAAAAAUGCUCGCCGGUGGCCACUAUGGAUGGUCAGCUACUGCUCUGAUCUUGAUCUGAUUCACCAUCAACAAUUCACUGUCAACAUUCACUGUCAACAUUCACUGUCAACAUUCACUGUCAACAUUCACUGUCAACAUUCACUCAUCAAUGAUUCACCUUACCAGUUGUUAUCAUUCCCCUCCAUCUGCCGUAUCUUCUGUUGAUAUGCCUCAAGCCGUUCCACAAAUGGCAGCACCAGCCAUAAAUACCAUACCACCAAUUCACCCACUUCCCGUGGUAAAUACCGGUGAAUGACCUUGGUAUCAUUGGAUGCAUAAAAGCCUUUGUGGUACUGUGUCACAAAACCCCCCAGCCCAUCCUCCACAAAUAUAUUGCGGUGCCCGCCACUGUCAGUAUUGUGGUGUCGAAUGCUCAAUAGCUCUGGGGCCCGCGCUGGUUGCCCUCCACUAAUGUGCACUGCAAUACAUAGCUUCUCCCGAAAUCGUACGACCCGCUGUAAGUAUGAAUCAAUUGCUCCCAUGCGAAAUCGGCCGGCAUGAGCCUCAGUGAACCGGCGUUGAAGCCCGGGCUCAGUGCAUACACGGUCUAACAGCCAC